AUGACUUCUAACUUCACAACACAGAAUACAUCAAUACUGGCUACAGCUCCUUCAUUACAACUUGGAAUUUGGAUUACAACGGGUUGUGCAUGCUUUGCUUAUGGACUUGGUUUUGUUGGGAAUCUUCUAUCAUUGAUAGUAUUUUGCACACAAGAUGAAUUUCGAAAAAUCUCAACUGGCCUAUUAUUUAUGUUAAUAACAAUAUCAAACUUUAUUCAUUUAUGGACAUUAGCAUCAGACUAUCUCACUCUCUACAGUAUUGCUAUGUAUGCAAAUACUUUUAUGCAAUGUCGAUUAUCAUAUUAUAUACAGAAUAUCAGUCGUGCAAUGAGUACUUAUUGGAUGGUGACGGUGGCACUCGAUCGCUUAAUUCGUACUGAAUAUCCAAUGCGGUCAAAAAAGAUAUGUACCAAACAUAAUGUAAUUAUAAUAAGUAUAAU
Adineta steineri is the source of this 440-nucleotide messenger RNA. The record is from the annotation of a GenBank genome assembly. Lineage: Eukaryota; Metazoa; Rotifera; Eurotatoria; Adinetida; Adinetidae.